AUGCCCGACUCAGAUAGCGAUUUUGCCAAUGAUGAUGAAGAUGACGAGAUCUUACAAGGUUACUUAACGGGCCGAACUCAAAUUCCACCAAAAUCUGUUAGCUGCGGAAUGGCACCUGUCGAAACAGUAGUUUCUCCUCCUCCUGCUUCUGCUGCUCCUUCUGCUGCUCCUGCUGCUCCUUCUGCUGCUGCUCCUUCUGCUGCUCCUGCUGCUCCUUCUGCUGCUGCUCCCACGUCCCAAAUUUUAGAAGAGAUACCCUUAAAUGCGCAAAUCCAAGCAAGACUAUUUCAAGCAGAUGGCGAGAUUGCUACGUUGAAAGCCCAGUUUUUGCGUUUCCAAAACUCAAAACGCGAUGAGUUGGCUGAUUUGAGACGAUCUUAUGAAGCGUUGAAAAAGAGUAAAGAGGCGGAAACCGAGGCGCUAAAGGAGGUGGUACACAAAUUAGAGGAUGACAGAAAGUUCCUUAAAAAUGAGCUUAUCACAGCAACAUCUCACAAGAAGAGAAAGAUUGAUAUAUCGCAAAAUGAAGAGCAACAAACAACAUUACAGGUGAGUUCAACUGCUUCUGGUGAUUUUCACCCCCGAGGAGAAAUUCCUCUUGAAAGAGUUGUAAAAUUUGAAAAUGAAACUUUGACUUUGUUUGAUCAUCUUCAAAAAUAUUGCAUUGUUGGGGCUCAACGAUCUUCUUUUGAAUAUUUAAGCAAAAUCUGUUAUGAUUUCGAGUUGGAUACCCUUUAUGGGUUUCGAAUUAAAAAGAAACAACCGGUUUCAUUCGCCCUAUUGGAAUUUUUGAUGAGUAUGAGGGAAUUGAGAUUAGACGAGGUUAUUGAAAAGUUUGUGUUUUCAAUUAUUGAUAUCACCAAACAGGCUAUGUCUAAUAGACUAGUGCUUUCCAUUCCAUUCCUAAUAUCUUUAGUGCACUGUGCAAUAAACUUUAGACCAGUAGCAGUGACUCAAAAACUAAUAAUUGAAAUCAUUGAAACGCUUUCGCAAUGGGCCGUUAAAUACCUGUACUUGCUCAAUCUGAACUUAGAGGAGACUAUUGACGGAGACGUGUACCAUGAACACUAUGACCCGCUACAAAUAACAGCACUUGAAAGGUUACUUUUAGUUGAAUUAGUUGAUACAACGGAAAAGGUUUUGAGCUUAACGGCUCAGUUUGAAUCCGGGUUUAUUAUAAAAGUUUGGAACAAAGUCCUGUCGACCAAGUUAGUUUCUGUUUUUUUACCCCAAAACACCGAAAGAUUCAAAUCUAAUGUUCAAAUCAAUACAGUCUAUAGUAUUGUUGAAAUGCUAGAGUCAUCAAUUACGGAUGAUACUUUUGCAUUCAAUAACAGUGAAAUGGAUACCACGAUUAUCUCCUCUUUGAUCAAAGUCUUUUUAAUCGAUAUACCCAUCAAACAAGGAUUCAGGUUUUACGGAUUGAAUAGGAUUCUUGGUAAUAACACCGAUAUGCAAAUAGUUGACUUGGCAGUGCCAAAAGAACACGAUCGGCUCAAUAAUUACGUUGUAUGCAUUCCGCAACCCAUUCGUGAUAUAGACACCCAAACAGAGCAGAUUACCGAGGUAGAAAAAGAUAACCAUCUUUUCCACUUACUUAACCUUCAAAUAAGAGUGGCCGAGCUAUUGGUAUCAUUAAUAAUCACAAAACAAACAGUUGAGUUUUUGCAUGAUAAGGAUCAUUUCAAAUCACUAGUGAGGAUUAUUGGGAUGCAGCAGAGCGAAGUUACAAAAUCACCUAGAUCGCAACUAGUAGGAUCAAAGCUCUACCUAAUUGCAAUACUAGUCAAGAUUAUCGACUAUUUGACCCAGGAUCUCCGUGAAGCUAGUGAGCUAAUGUAUAGUGAAACCAUGUACGAACUAUUUGUUGUGUUUCUGAGGAUAGCAUUUGGUACAGACUCGUUAUCUUCUGAUGCUUAUAACUUGCUAAAGAAAGCAAGAACUAAGGGGUACUACGAGCUUCCAGUUUUUAAUGAAUGGUGCGAAACCAGAGCAAGACAAAUUAAUCAUGUUAGCACAAAAGAUUAUCUGGGCAGGUAUCUUGCCAACAUUGAGAGUAACUUCUCCAAUGGAUUAGAGAUACCUUAUGAUAACGAAACAGUGGAGUUGGCAAGAGAAGUACUAAAUAGAUAUGUGAACCAUGAGGAAGCAGAUAAUCUCUAUUUCAACAUGAAUCCUGAAUACGACGACAUCAAUGCAAUUGAUGAUGAUGAAGAUGAUGAAGAAAUGAAUAUAUAG
Lodderomyces oxycetoniae is the source of this 2238-nucleotide messenger RNA. RefSeq lists its product as uncharacterized. Gene Ontology annotation, biological process: DNA damage checkpoint signaling. Bases 1 to 2238 code for a protein of 745 amino acids. The transcript has a single exon. Lineage: Eukaryota; Fungi; Ascomycota; Pichiomycetes; Serinales; Debaryomycetaceae. The record is from RefSeq and is a predicted model, not a curated record.